Daphnia pulicaria is the source of this 562-nucleotide messenger RNA. RefSeq names its product transmembrane protein 267-like. The record is from RefSeq and is a predicted model, not a curated record. Lineage: Eukaryota; Metazoa; Arthropoda; Branchiopoda; Diplostraca; Daphniidae. Bases 1 to 438 code for a protein of 145 amino acids. The transcript is spliced from 3 exons.
AUGCACGAUGCACACAUGUACAGCACACACCAUUGCAGCCGACACAACAGAUGUUUCAUUACUCUCUUUAAGCUUUCUAGAUGGUCUUCCAUUCUUGAAGAAGCUACAUCUCUGCCUCACAGACCAGUUUUACAUUGCACAAGUCUGUUUACAGUUGUUGCUCUACUAUUGGCCUUACUUUCCAUCAUAAUUCAUUCCAUCUGUCUUCUCAAAAUGUCUGUAAUUAUUGUUACUGCUACUUGGACUCAUCAUUGGAGGGAUGGAUACAGACAUGGAAUUUGGAUCUGCCCAAUUGGUUCCACUCCACCUUAUUCAUACUUUGUUUACCUCAUCGGCCUUAUAGUUUUGCCUAUAGGUUUGCAAUUUGGCUUGAAGUUUAUCACUGACAUAGUCACAAAAUCGAACGUAAAACACGUAGCACCGAUAUUUUUAAUAUAAAUUUCAGCUUCCCCAUUUACUGAUCUUGAUAAGUUAAUGCAGAAUGUCUUGUUUUUGUGUUUCUCUUCUACUACAGCACUUAGUGGUUACAGUUAAUAAGCAAAAAAUAUAAAUUUAUUAUCUA